GGGAGAGAGAGAUGGAAGGGGAGGACAAGGGUAGUGUCUGCGUAAUUGGUGGCACAGGAUAUGUUGCAUCAUGGCUGAUCAUGAGACUCCUUCAGAGUGGUUAUACAGUUCGGACCACCGUUAGAUCUUACCCUGACAGCAACGAAGACAUAAGCUACCUGACCAACCUCCCAGGGGCACCAGAAAAGCUCGAAAUCUUCGCUGCCGAUCUCAAUGAUCCAGAGAGCUUCAAUGGAGUCAUCAGAGGAUGCACCGGAGUCUUCCUCGUCGCUCACCCCGUCAGUUUCGAAGAGAAAGUACCUGAAGAAGUCACAAACCAAAGAGCAGUCAAGGGCACUUUAGGAAUUUUACAGGCCUGCCUUGAUUCAAGGACAGUGAAGAGAGUCAUUUACACUUCUAGUGCAUUUACUGUGAUGUACAAUGACAAGAGUUCAGGCAUAAUUGAUGAAAGAAAUUGGACUGAUGUAGAUUAUGUUAGAAUUCUAAAGCCCUUUGGGGAGUCUUACAUAAUUUCCAAGACUUUAGCUGAAAGGGCAGCCCUGGAAUUCGCAGAGGCUCAUGGUCUGAACCUGGUGAGCUUGAUUCCUCCUAUGAUCAUUGGACCCUUCAUUUGUUCCAGAUGCCCCGGUUCUAUUUAUACAGUGUUGGCGUUGAUUGCUGGUGAAGAGGAUCAAUACAAAAAUCUUCCUGAAACAUCCAUGAUUCAUGUUGAUGAUGUAGCAAGUGCACAUAUCUUCCUCCUGGAGCACGCUAAUCUGACAGGGAGGUACAUUUGUUCACCGCUCGAAGUAACAAUUGAUCAGAUAUCCGAAUUUCUAUCAACCAAAUACCCAGAAUAUCCAGUCCCUAAUGCUGAAUUUUUAAAGGGCAUUGAGGAGUCCAAGUACCCUGGCCUCUCAUCCAAGAAACUAUUGGAUACAGGGUUCAAGUUUAAGUAUGGCUUUGAAGAAAUGUUUAAUGGAGCAAUUCAAUGCUGCAAAGAAAAGGGGUUUACCUAGUUUGUCUCCAGUACUAUUGGGGUUUAUAUUUGAAAAUUUCCCAGUAGUACUAUUUUUUUAAUUUAUUUUUAAAGUUUCCUAAUACUGUGGAAAUGAUAAUGAAUAUGUAGCAGUCUAUGGGACAGUUGGUUGAGAAUUUGACAUUCUAUUAAAGUUGGAUAUGGAAACCAACUCCACAUUUGCCGUUCA
Molecule: messenger RNA, 1187 nt
Organism: Rhododendron vialii
Lineage: Eukaryota; Viridiplantae; Streptophyta; Magnoliopsida; Ericales; Ericaceae
Product: vestitone reductase-like
Exons: 4
Coding region: 12-998 (328 amino acids)
Molecular function (GO): oxidoreductase activity, acting on the CH-OH group of donors, NAD or NADP as acceptor
Source: RefSeq, a predicted model, not a curated record